GAUUUCAUUGUCUUUGCUGUCUCAAUAAAUACAAAUGUGCAAAAAAAAAUCAAGUUUCUAAUGAAGAGAGAAAAAAAAGAGAGAGAGAAUUUGAGGAGACUGGUGUUCUUCCUCAAUGUUUUGUCUGUAAAAAGUAUUAUUAUCAUUAUAAAAGUGAUACAUGCAAACUAUGUUGUAUGAUUAACAAAUGCAAUCAAAUUGAAUGCUCUAAUUGUAAGAAGCGUGGAAUUAAAUGUGUGUGGCCUUUUCCUCAUACUGAAGAAGAGUUUAAAGAACUGGAAGAAAAAAGCAUAACAAGAUCAACAGCAAAAUUCAAAAGAUCUGGACAAAACAAACUUCACUUCCAUCUUGUCUUAACAUUUACAAAGAGAGUGAUGAUGAAAUACAUGACAGACGUACUCAAAACUAAUAGAAUUUCAUUUCUACCUGGUGUUUUGUGCCGAGGAAGCACAAAGGAUAAUGAGGAUUAUACGUUAAAAUCUUGGGGAAGAUGUAAAAUUCAUCACAAACCAAGAGAAGGAAAAUACUGUAAAUGUAAUCUUUUUGUUAAGGAGGAUCAGUCUAAAUGUAGUCUUUGCAAACUUUCUUGCAUCAAUUUGAGGAAAAGAGAACAGUUAGACGAAGAAGGUGCUGGACCAUUUAUUUUUGGUAAAUUUCGCUACUUAGAAGGCUCAUCAGAUGAGACAAUUGAUAAGCUCAAUAUGAUAAAAUUGGAUAAUGAGUAUAAAAAACAACAGCUUAUCGAAGAUCUAAAAAAUGGACAAAGAUAUGAAGAUUUUCUUAAAAAUUUAGAUAAGCUUUCUACUUCAAUACUUGAUUCGAUAAUAGGGAUGAAAACAAUUUCAAAAGAUUUAGAUGAGUUAGAAAAUAGAUUAAAAUUUAUUUCAGAAAAAAGAUUCUACCCAAAGAAUUUUUAUUUUUAUGGUGAUUCUGGUUCGGGAAAGACAACGAUUAUUCAAAGACUUGUCAAAGAACUCGCAAAAGAACGAGAAGCUUGCAAGAAGGCGAAUGAUCCAAAAUAUUUUGAUAAUUACAACAAUAAUGAAAUUAUUUACAAGCAUGAACUUCGAAAGAAUAAAAAACCUGUCAAGGUCGUAUCUAAAUACAAUAUUUUUACAGCACAAGAUCCUUUUAAUAAUAUUUUUACUUUUAGAAAGCAUGUAUUUGAUCAAGAAGAAAUUAAAAGCUCAGAGUUGAAAAUUGCAUUGUAUAGAAGAUUUUCAAAAUCGCAAGUUUAUACACAUGGUUAUAUUAUAGAAAUGUUGGGUUGUUACGAAGAAGGGGUAGUUAAUUUUAGAAUUGAUUGGUUAAAACCAUAUCAGGCAAGAGAUUUAUUAGAUUUUAUUAAUGGUAGAUUUGAUAUUAAAUUUGUGGAAGAUAUUAGUUUAGAAGAGGCAAAGAAAUACGUUUACAAUGAUGAUUUUGACAAUUUGUACGAGCAAGAUGGUUAUGUUUUCAUGAAACGGGAGAUUAAUAUGAGUUAUGUUUUAGGAGGAAUAGUUGGAAAUGUGGAUUUAGAAAAUGAAACAUUUAGUGUUUACAAUCAAUUUUGGGAUUCUGAGCUUCUAUUCAACAUUUUAAUUCCAGACAAUAUAGAAUCAUUACACAAGAAUUUACAAGUAAAAUUGUCUAAUUUUAUUGAAUUAGACCCACAAAUAGAAUCAAGCACAAAACGUAAAAUAGAUAAUACAGAAAUAGAAGAUAGAGAAAAAGAAAAGCAU
Dentiscutata heterogama is the source of this 1721-nucleotide messenger RNA. NCBI's taxonomy places the organism in Eukaryota, Fungi, Glomeromycota, Glomeromycetes, Diversisporales, Gigasporaceae. The record is from the annotation of a GenBank genome assembly.